Messenger RNA from Priapulus caudatus, 3420 nucleotides. RefSeq lists its product as uncharacterized. Bases 91 to 3420 code for a protein of 1109 amino acids. Lineage: Eukaryota; Metazoa; Priapulida; Priapulimorpha; Priapulimorphida; Priapulidae. The record is from RefSeq and is a predicted model, not a curated record. The transcript has 3 exons.
UAGAUGUCUUAUAGGUGAACUGUUACCAAACACGGCGUACGUGCGUGUAUCGGUUUGCGCUGCGGACACACGCUAAUCCGACGUCGUUGCAUGCGGGUGGAUUUUCUUCGCACGUUCGCAGUUGACUCUGAGCAUCAGAAGCUUGAUACGAGGAGGUACAAAAUGCUGCGAUUUCUCAUGCUAUGCUGCCUGGUCGGCACAUACCCCCGGGCGAGUGCAGCGCUCGACUUUCUGUCGUCUGCCGGUGAAAGUCCGUCGCCUUCGGUAGAGGCAGAAUGCAUUCAUACAGAACCAACAAGGCGGGCUGAACGGUAUACAUUCGUCGGCGGGCGGAUUUGGCUCUGCCGGUCCGUUCGGCGGCGGAUUCGGACAACAGACGAAACUUUCCGGAUUCCGAGUUUCCAAUCGGGGCGGGUUAUCGCAUCAUCAGCCGCUAGGAGGUUACUCCGGAUCGUCUCCGAUAGGGAUUGGGAGGGGUACUCCCGACCAGGGUCAACAGACGCUGGGAGGUUACUCUGGGGCGUCCUCCAUAGGGCUUGGAGGGUUCUCCCGACCAGGAAUACAGGCACCGCUCGGCGGGCACCAGGAGCCAAAUUCGGAGGCUAUUCUACGCUCCGGGAACCAACAUUUGGAGGUUAUUCCACGCACCAGGAACCAAGAUUUGGAGGUUACUCAGCGCACCAGGACCCGAGGUUUGGCGGAUAUUCCUCGCAGCAGGGUCUAGGGGGAUACCAGGGACGUGGAUUCGGAGGCGUUACCUCGCAACUCGGUCCAUCCAUCGGCCUUAGCAACAACGACUUCCUCCAGGCGUCGCCGUAUCGCGAACACUCGAUCGGAUUCGGGACAAACAACAUACAGGAUCUGUCGUCGGGAUCCGGGGGACCGCGAUCGUACGGCGUUCCACGCGGCGGUCCCUACCGCGGUCUUCCGUCUACUCACAACGCAGAUUACCCAUCGGCGCGCAGGGGCAAGGGAGACUCUAACGUCGUCACGACCGGGUUUGUAACGGAGUACGGUUACGAGGAGCAUCCGAGCCACGACGCGGGCGAGCCGACGUUUAAACACGACCCCAACGCCCCCUUGCCGCAUCCCAGCACGAACAGAGGUAAGUACGUCGGCGGAAACCCGGAAGAAGCGCGCCUCGGGGAACGUCUCGACUUCCGGCGGCCAUUUUUCGUGAACCGCGCUCCCCUGCUGGUGGCGCCAUCCUCGGACGUCGCUGAGCUUCUGAACUUGAUUAGCGAUGACCAACAACAACCUCCGUUUCAGAUCGUGGAGGAAAUUUCAAGGGUUAGAGAAACCGACGACGACGAUGAUGAUGCCGACGACGACGACGACGACGAUGGCCAACCAAAACAAACAUCGAUUACGGGUCCCGAAAAGAUAAACGAGGAGGAAGAGGAGGAGGAGGAGGAGGAGGAGGAGGAGGAGGAGGAGAUGGUUGCGACUGGUUAUACCUGGCAACGAGGCAACCUACAGGGAUACGGUCCAAACGAAGGCGUUGCUACUCCUUCCAGAAGAACAUACGACUAUAUCGUCAUCCAAGGCCCCGAAGGCCCCCGCUUGCAUUACAAUAUAGUUAGCAACGCACCAAGAAGACAAGGCGUUGAGACGGUAGUAGGCGUUAACCCUGCGCGGGAAAGUCAGCCGCCAACAAUAGCUUUAGAACCAUCGUCGAUUAGAAGCCCAUCGGAGUCCAUAGCAACGCAGUCCAAUUAUCAUAAUCAGAACGACGGGAAAGAUGAUGUCACGGAACAACCUGCUGUUCUUUAUGUUCCGUCGCUGUCUACGGCAGAAGAUGCUGAUAAUUUUGAAGAUAAUUAUGGACCGGUCGAGGAAAAUGCGGAAAUUGUAGAAAUGCCAUUUGCUGGUGUUCCAUCAGGAGAUGCUGUUGAAAUUGAAGAAAUCGAGGAGCCGGGAGAAGAUGAUGUUAUAUACUUACCUACCGUCGACGUUGCGUCGCCGACGACGGGAGAUGAAGUUUCAGCAUCUGUAGAAGUGAAUGAGAGAAACGACGACAUCGUGGAUCUACCCCCUGCACCAUCGUUCACCAUGGACACCGCUGAAUUCGAACAACUCCUAGAGAUGACCGAAGGAAACGGCGACAUCAUCGACCUGCCCCCGAUCGCUGGUCCACCGUCCGACAUCAAUCCGCUAUCAUACGACGACAUGGACCCGACGGUCGAUACGUCGCAGGCACCUGGUGACUACGGCAACCAGCCGUUACAGGCUAUUGUCUACUCGCAAGGCCCCGUGCACAACUCGCAUCAGCGGGAGAGCGUCGUUAGCACGGGCAAGGUGUGGAAGAAGGGAACCAUCUACCGAUCCGACGGCAGCGGUGACAAUGUCGAGGUCAGCAUGACGCCGUUUGGCGACGAGGUCAACUUUGUCAUCAGGAAGGACCAACGCGACCGCCAGCCGCAGGUGGAGUAUUACCAGGAGUCACGUAAGGAGGUCGGACACGAACCGGACAGCGGCUACGGCCGGUCGGACGGUUCCCCUGGACGGUCGCAUAACGGCGGAUUCGGCGGCAGCGGGGAUCACUCGUUUGGGGGUCACGGCGGGGGAUACGAACCCGGAUUCGGCGCCCGCCAUCACGAUCCGGUCGGAUUCGGUAGCGUCUACGGUGCCGUCGGAUCUCCUCACGGAUCGGACGGUUACGGACCGUUCGGCGGUCGCGGCUAUAGCGGGUAUGGCGGACCGGGAGCGUUCGGUGGGUACAGGAGCGGUGCGGGGCACCACGCGGGCCACAGCGCGCAGUACAACCCUAACGGUUACAGCAGCGUGUACGGGGCAGUGGGCACGGGCGUAGACCAGCUAGGUGCGUUCGGUAUUAGGAGAUACGACGGCCAGGUUGGAGGGCAUUCGGGAGGCAUCCAUCACGGAGGUACGGGGGGAUACGGUCGACCCAUCGGAUAUCGUGGGUACGGUGGGGGUCGUGGGGGUUAUGGAGGUUUGGGUGGAGGUUAUGGAGCCAUCGGGGGUGGAUAUGGAGGCGUAGGAGGCGGAUAUGGAGGCGUAGGAGGCGGAUAUGGAGGCAUAGAGGGAAGUCACGGUGGAUAUGGCGGUCUUGAUGGAGGUUAUGGGGGCAUAGGUGGACAUGGGGGUAUCGAUGGGGGAUAUGGGGGCAGAGGAGGUAGCAAUGGCGGUCUUGGUGGAGGUUAUGGGGGCAUAGGUGGGCAUGGUGGUAUUGGCGGGGGAUAUGGGGGAAUAGGAGGUAGCCAUGGCGGUCUUGGUGGAGGUUAUGGGGGCAUAGGUGGACAUGGGGGUAUUGGCGGUGGAUAUGGGGGAAUAGGAGGUAGCCAUGGCGGUCUUGGUGGAGGUUAUGGGGGCAUAGGUGGACAUGGGGGUAUUGGCGGUGGAUAUGGCGGGCCAUUAGCGCUGGAAGAGUGCGUAUUUGCGAGGGAAUCGGGGUAUUAG